AUGCCCAUGUCGCUUCGGAUCCUGGCUUUGAUUCUCUCUGCGACUACAGCAAGCACAAAGCUGAGCUGGCGAUACGGUGCUUUCAUCGAUGCAGGGAGCGAAGGAUCCCGGAUCUACAUCCUGCGAUGGCAGCCUGCAGACACGAAUCGUCAAAUCAUUGCUCCUGAGUCACUCGGUGAACUCAGCACGGUGCCGGGCAUAGCCUCCUUUGCUCAGAAUCCUGGUGAAGCCGGGCUAUCAUUGAAAUCCUUGGUGGAGUACAUGAAGCAGGAACUCAAGCACGAACAAGCAAACUGGGCCCAGACGCCACUCUAUCUUCGUGCAACAGCUGGAAUGCGCCUGCUUUUCCCAGAUCAGCGUGAAGACAUCCUGGACGACAUUCGAUCGUACUUCUGGACGUCGCCAUUCUUGUUUCGCGAUGACAUGGCUUCCGUUGCCACGGGAGAGGAGGAAGGAGUCUUCGGCUGGAUCUCUGCGAACUACCUGAUGGGCAACCUUGCGCCAGACCGCAAGCCAGCGUCAAACACCACCGUGGGCUCCCUCGAUCUAGGUGGAGCCUCUGCUCAAAUCGUGUUCAUGCCCAAGAAAUCGAUCAUUCAGCACGCGUUCCCUUUGAAGUUGGGCCCACACCGCUUCGAGCUCUACUCGUUCUCAUUCCUUCACUUCGGAGUGCGAGAGGCUGCACAUAGCACGGCCGGCAAAGUAAUUUCUGAUGCCCUUGAGAUGGUGCAGUCGGAGACGGAAGUCUAUCACCCGUGCUUUGCCAAAGGCUACAUCUACACGCCAAGGUUCUCGUACAGCACUGCCAGAUUUCCAGCUAUCAAGGUGAAGAUGCAGGGCACCGGCAACUUCCCACAGUGCGAAAAGUUGAUCAUGAGAAUCUUCAACAAGGACGCGCCCUGCUUGGUGACGCAAUGUUCGUUCUAUGGCGUUUAUCAGCCACGGCUUUAUGAAGCGAAGUUCCUCGCCUUUGCACACUUCGCGGACAUUGCCAGCGAUCUAGGAUUACCCGAAACCACCGAACUCGAAGAUUUCAGAGCCGCCACGCAGUACGUGUGCUCUCUGACCAUAGAAGUUCUCAAUUCCCUCUUCUCUCGGGUAGAGGACGAGUACGAUCGAGUUCAUCUAUGCUUCCAUGCAACCUUUGCCUACGUUCUUCUCAGUUUUGGCUACGGUAUGGAGGAGCGGAACAACAUUGUUUUCAAGACAUCGCAUGCCGGCAAGCCCAUUGACUGGGCUGUGGGUGCAAUGAUCUACGAAAUCAAUCAGGACAUCCGGCUUUCGAUCCCACUUACCAAUGUGAGUGUGGCAAGUUAG
Molecule: messenger RNA, 1317 nt
Organism: Symbiodinium natans
Lineage: Eukaryota; Dinophyceae; Suessiales; Symbiodiniaceae
Source: the annotation of a GenBank genome assembly